Molecule: messenger RNA, 2603 nt
Organism: Lutra lutra (Eurasian river otter)
Lineage: Eukaryota; Metazoa; Chordata; Mammalia; Carnivora; Mustelidae
Gene: ADAM32
Product: ADAM metallopeptidase domain 32
Biological process (GO): cell adhesion; proteolysis; binding of sperm to zona pellucida
Cellular component (GO): plasma membrane
Molecular function (GO): metalloendopeptidase activity
Source: RefSeq, a predicted model, not a curated record
CUCGGUCGGGCCCGAGGGGUUUAGGCUGGAGGCGAGGUGGGCGCUCCCUGCCGGCGACGAGCAUCCGCGGCGCUGCGUACCCAGCGCGCCCGUGGGCGCAGCGACCUCGCGAGACCUCAGCCCCACGAGCGCGCGCGGGUGCGCGGCGGCCGCGGCGUCUCCCGAGCGCCUCCAACUGUCGCCGGCUCAGUGGACUCCCGGAGCCCAGGAGCCACGCCAUGCUCCGCCUACUGCUGCUGCUGGCUGGGCUCGGUGGCUUGCUGGCUUCAGGAGCCGGUUCUCAAGAUUCAUUUCUACAAAUUGUAGUUCCAGAGAAAAUCCAAGCAAAUACGAGUUAUAAUUCAGAAGCAGAAAAUGAACAGAUAUCCUAUACUAUUAAAAUAGAUGAGAAGCCAUACACUGUACAUCUUAAGCAAAGUUUUUUUUUAGCACAUAAUUUUAUGGUUUAUUUGCAUAACCAAGGAUCUGUGAAUUCUCAUCCUUCAGAUAUUCAGGCUCAGUGCUACUACCAAGGGCAUAUUGAAGGACAUCUGAAUUCUGUUGUCACACUCAGCACAUGCUCUGGAUUGAGAGGAAUACUGCAGUUUGAAAAUGUUUCUUAUGGAAUCGAGCCUCUGGAAUCUGCAGUUGAAUUUCAACAUCUUCUUUAUAAAUUAAAGAGUGGAAAUAGUGAAUUUGAAGAUCUUAGUGAAGAUAACCAAGGCACAGAACAAAAGCCAGGGGACUAUAACAUUUUUGUAAGUGAAAAGUUGGAAUCAGCUGUUCCAGAUUUAAUUCCUCUUUAUGUGGAAAUGCAUAUUGUGGUGGAUAAAGCUUUGUAUGAUUACUUGGGCUCUGAUAGCAUGAUAGUAACAAAUAAAGUCAUUGAAAUUAUUGGCCUUGUAAAUUCGAUGUUUGCCCAAUUUAAAGUUACUGUUGUGCUGUCAUCAUUGGAGUUGUGGUCAGAUAAAAAUAAGAUCUCUACAGUUGGUGAGGCAGAUGAAGUAUUGCGUAGAUUUUUAAAAUGGAAAAAGUUCUAUCUAACUCUAAGGCCUCAUGAUAUUGCAUAUUUAUUCAUCUAUAGAGAUCAUCCAGGUUAUGUAGGAGCAACAAUUCCUGGAAAGAUGUGUGUUACUCAUUAUUCUGCUGGAAUUGCUUUGUACCCCAAGGAGAUAACAUUGGAGGCAUUUUCCAUUAUUGUUACACAGAUGCUCGGACUCAGUCUGGGAAUGUCAUAUGAUGACACAAAGAAAUGUCACUGUUCAGGAGCAAUUUGUAUAAUGAAUCCAGAAGCUAUGCGAUCAAGUGGUGUGAAGAUGUUUAGCAGUUGCAGUUUGAGUGCCUGAAAUUUCAUUUCAAAUAUGGGUGCCAAAUGUCUUCAGAACAAGCCACGAAUGCGAAAAAGUGCGGUAGCACUCUGCGGCAACGGCAGAGUGGAGAUAGGUGAAGCGUGUGACUGUGGUACUGAGGAACAAUGUGGACCUGCUAGCUGUUGUAAUCCUCGCACUUGUAUGCUGAAACCAGGAUCACAGUGUGCUGCAGGAUUAUGCUGCAGGGACUGUCAAAUUGAAAGACGAGGUGUUCAAUGUAGGGAAGCAAGACAUCAUGAAUGUGAUGUUGCUGAAUUUUGUGAUGGAGGGUCACCAGAAUGUCCAUAUGAUGUAACUAUAAGGAAUGGACGUUUAUGUAGAAACAGAUAUCUGUGUUAUGAUGGAGGCUGCCAGGAUACAAAUGCACGUUGUGAGAUCACAUUUGGAAAAGGUUCAGAAAAUGCACCAUUUGCCUGCUAUGAAGAAAUACACUCUCAAGCUGAUAGGUUUGGGAACUGUGGUAGAAAAAGAGGUGAAUAUCAAUUCUGUGAAUUGAGGAAUCUUCAGUGUGGAAGAUUGGUUUGUACUUAUCCUACUCGAAUUCCUUUUUUCAAAGAAAGUGGUGCUGUGAUUUAUGCUUUUGUUGAAAAUAAGUUAUGUGUAACCCUAGACUACCUGUCGACUCAAUCAAAACAAGAUCCAAUGAGAAUCUCCAGCGGCUCUUUUUGUGAUACAGGAAGGAUAUGUGUAAAUCACGAAUGUGUAGAUGCAACUGACAUUGUAAGUCAGUCAGUCUUUUGUGCACAGAAGUGCGGAGGACAUGGAGUAUGCAAUUCCAAUGAAACGUGCCAUUGCUUUGAGGGCUACCGGCCUCCAUUUUGUGAAAGGCGUGGCAGAGAAGUUUCUAGUUUGUCUGGGAAGCAGGAGGGUUUAACCAUGGGAAGAGCUCUUAGAAAGGCUGAAAAGAACCGGUGGCUUCUAGGUUUCUACAUUGCUUUACCUGUUAUCAUCAUAGCAACCAUAAUAGCUGUUUCAUGGAAUAGUUCAAAAAAGUGGUUUGCCAAAGAAGAGGAGUCCCUAAGUAGCGACUCAGAAGGCAGCACUCACACAUUUGCUAGCAGAUCCGGAUCAGAAAGCAGCAGCCAAACAGAUACAGUCAGAUCCAGGUCAGAAAGUAGUGCUCAAACAUAUACCAGCAGAUCCAAAUCACAGGAAAGCACCCCAAACACCUAACAGCAGUAACUAAUAAUUCCUUCAGAGGACAAUGGAUAUUACAGAGUGUCUCACUGAAAUGAAAAUUCCACCUUUCCUCCC